This is a messenger RNA of Desarmillaria tabescens, 1933 nucleotides long. RefSeq lists its product as uncharacterized. Bases 206 to 1711 code for a protein of 501 amino acids. The transcript has 8 exons. Gene Ontology annotation, cellular component: nucleus. The record is from RefSeq and is a predicted model, not a curated record. NCBI's taxonomy places the organism in Eukaryota, Fungi, Basidiomycota, Agaricomycetes, Agaricales, Physalacriaceae. Gene Ontology annotation, molecular function: phosphatase activity. Gene Ontology annotation, biological process: DNA damage response.
AGUUUCGUCCAACUCGGAAGGCGGACAACGGCUAUAAAGCAAAACAACACACCAUCUCGCCUUUCUCUUCCAUACCACCACCAUCCCGUUUCAUCGUCUGCACGACGCCGCUUGUCGUCUCCACAGCAAUACAUCACCAUCAUCCAGCUGCAUCGACAGUCUUUCAGUAUAUAUCUGUUUGCUUUCAUAGUGCUCAUCAUUCAUCAUGGCCACCGCGAACCCCUCGUCCUCUGCAGCGCCUUCACGAGUAACUCUCUCGCUCGGCCAUCUGCCUAGCAAGAAAGAUAUCAAAGCGCCUUGGCCCAGAACCCCGACCCGCGUCGACCCGAACAACCCUCCUUGGCCCGCCUACCGUGGAUAUCACGAAUACUCUUUUGCCCAUGCUACUAUGCAGUCCCGUUUGCCGACUAUCCUCGGAAAGGCAAUCGAGGAUGCUACUCGCACUCUUAACGAGCAGUCGUCCGAAGAAAAGAUUAUCGACCUUGUUCAAUGCAUAGAACGCAUGGAAGCCCUCAUGGUUGACCUCAGUGGCAACAAGAAGCUUCGUCCUAUUAUAGACGAUAACGAGGCCGAUGUCGCUCUUUGGAACAAGGAGAUUGCCAAAUACUUUCAGGGCAAGGACUUCAUGAAUGCGCCUUGGCUAUUCGCUGAGGCAUAUAAAUACCGAAGGUUACGCGAAUGCUUCAGCAUCAGUAAAUUCUGGUCCGAUUAUGAUGUCUUUUAUAGGCAGAAGUGUGAUACAUUCUCCCGUUCCGCAGAAGCCGUGUUUGAAUUAUCCAUGCGCUUCGCUGAACCUUUUACACUCUCCGAGAACCUUACGGCCGCUGAAAAGCUCGAAGCGGAGCGUCAUAUGUUCCUCGAAUUGACUCAGGUCUGCUUAUGGGGCAAUUCCACGGACCUUUCCUUGCUCAUCAAUAUGACGGAAGAACAAAUUAAGGCGUUACAAUCUACGGGAGGCGAUCAUCUUGCAGCAACCGAGAAGAACAUCCUCGGAAAUCACCUCAACGAGCUCUGGGAUGUUGUUAAGCAGUCUCGUGACAAUACGGGAGGUAGAUUUGACUUCGUCCUUGAUAAUGCAGGUUUCGAGUUGUACUGCGAUUGUGUUUAUGCCGACUUUUUGUUGCAAAGUGGGUUAGCCAAGCAGGUACACUUCCAUGGGAAACGAUACCCUUGGUUCGUGUCAGAUGUAACACGGAAAGAUUGGGACUGGCUGCUCAACUCUAUGGUUUAUGGCCAACUUUUCCCGAAGGCAUCUGAUGUAGAGAUAGAGUCUCUUCGAAGGCUGGGUCAGCGUUGGAAGCGCUACGAGAAAGAAGGAAAGUGGGUAUACGAACAGCAUCCCUUCUGGUGCACCGGAUACACUUUCUGGGAUCUUCACUCCGAGGCUCCCGAUCUCUUCCUCCAUCUGUCGCGAUCAGAUCUCGUCGUCUUCAAGGGAGACCUGAACCACAGAAAGUUGACCUACGACUGUGCGGCGCCUGCUAGUACACCCUUUGACGUUGCUAUUGGUUCGAUGGCUAGCGCAGCCGGGGCCCCUCGCGUGGCCAGUCUUCGAACAAUCAAAUCUGAUGUCGUUGUGGGUCUCGGCGUUGAUGGUGACGAGAUUGCGGAGAAGCUGGAUAACGACGAACCAGGCUGGAAAAUCAGUGGAAAAUACGCUGUUGUACUUCUGUCAGAAGGUCGUCCCGGAGAGAAAGUUCGCUUUGCUUAGUGGGAAUUGGAUUGAAGUUGUACUUUAUAGAUUGUCAUUGUUUAAACGUUUACCGCUCAGCACUGCAUUGUAGGAUUCUUCACCGCAUGUCAUGUACUUAGUCUUCCUAUUGGGACACACAUGCUGGGACUAAAUAUUCAAAGCUCGGGGCAGAAGUUUACCGGGUUUCUACAAAAUAAUGAAAAUCGAUCGAACUUUUUUUCGGCUGCCCAAUAUAGUAAU